Molecule: messenger RNA, 1113 nt
Organism: Acaulospora colombiana
Lineage: Eukaryota; Fungi; Glomeromycota; Glomeromycetes; Diversisporales; Acaulosporaceae
Source: the annotation of a GenBank genome assembly
AUGCCACGACCACCCAGAGCCGUAAAAAAGAUACUGUCGCGGGACAAAAACAGUCUAUCGAAAAACGAGAAGAAAAAUGUGUCGUCCUUAGAAAAGGAAAACAAGGAUGAGAGUAAUCAACGUGAAAAGUCUCAAAAUAGCAUUCAAGUUAAUUUUGAGAAAGCAGACAAAAUUAGCGACGAAAAAUCAAAAAACAAAACAAUCUCUAACGAGGUGUCAACAAAUGAGCGUUCUAAUGAACUGUUGCAAACCAAAGACUUGGGACACGUUGACAGUUUACCUUCACCUCUCAAGGAGCGUCACUUGAAUGCAUCACCAAUAAACGACCACGCUUCGCAAAGGCUGAAGCGCCAGAAAACAAAUAUGUUGCCAACAAACUCGGACGGAAUCAGUGACGACAGUGAAGGUAGUGAAGACGAUCCCUUUGGAUUUGCAAAGGCUGAGAAGAAAGUCAGAAGUUAUUUGAAGAAAAAAAAUAGUAACCACUCAUCGAAGGGAGAUGUUGUAGAUGAGUAUAUUAAGGAACGAAAAGGUCUUGGUGAAUUCGAAAUCAUCGAAAUCACUCGAGAUGACAAUCAACCCAUUGUAGUGGAUCAUCUUGAAGAUCCACAAAAUAAUUCGCAGGAUGUUGGUAUUGAUCCGGACGCCGAUGAAGUCGAUGACCUUUUCCUGGUCUCAUUAGACGAACCUGGUGAACCUGCGAAACCCCGUGGAAAAGAUAAAGAAAGCAUUGACGAUGAAAACGAAAAGAAUGACGACAAUAGUUUACCACCGUCACCCACUCACGAAAAAGACCUAACGCCGACCAACAUUCAACCGAAAAAUGGAUCAACCGUAACUAUGACAAAUGAUUUGUUAUAUCUGUUGCCACGGCGCAGGCAUGCGGUGCGUGGAAAUAAAGGAAAAAAGGUUAGACAUGAAGAAGAGUUGGAAGUUGAAGGUGACCAUGGGACGGAUCCAAAAAAGAAAGGCAAAGACAGCAAAAAGAAACAAGCAAAGAGGAAAUUGGAUACGAGCUAUGAAUUAGAUGAGGUUGCUGAACGAGAACUUAGAGAUCGAGUCCGUCAUUUCGAGGAGAUUGAUAAAUAUCCGUUGCCGGUCGAAGAAGCGUGA